AUGGAGCCCGGCUCGGCCUCCCCAUUAACAGCUCGAGUGAAAUUUCCAUUCGAAGGAUCAAAUAAUGACGAACUAAGCUUCGAAAAAGACGACAUCAUCACAAUCACACAGCAACCAGACGGCGGAUGGUGGGAAGGAACUCUCGAAGGAGUUACCGGGUGGUUUCCCAAUGGAUAUGUGACUCUGAUCACUGAGAAAGAUAAGCUCCAGAGGUCGAGAUCAGUCCCAAACGCAACAGCCAAGGAAGUCGUUGCUAUCGGAGCGCAGCCUGACUAUCGUGUUGAUGUUUUGAAUUGUUUCAUCACCGCAGAGAAGGAGUACUUGCAGAGCUUGAAAAAGACACUGAAAACUAUUCUCAUUCCAAUCGGAGCAUCCAGAGUACUCACCGCUCCAGAAUACAGCAUUCUCGUUGGAAACUUUGAAGUGAUCUACACAUUGAAACGUGAAAUUUUAGAAAGCCUCGAACGUGAAAAAGAUGCGGAGCUUCCAAAGAUGCGAGUCGGUGGUAUUUUCAUGAACGCUGCCCUUGAGCUCCGUACGGCACUUCUGACUUACGCUGACAAUCAUCCGGAUGCUGUGGAAAUUUUGAAGAUUAAAAAGCAAGAACUCGAGAAAGUGGUGAAGGCGCAAGAUCAUGAGUACAAGGACUUGGUAUCGGGACUCAGUGAGCCAUUGCGACAUGUCGAUAAGUACUACAACUUACUUCAGGAGUUGGAGAGAAUCGUACCGGUCAACCAUCUGGAUCGUGGAGAUUUGCAACGCGGUUCCGCAGUUUUCCGUGAGACAAAAGAUCUGUGUGAAACCCUGCGAAAGCAAAAAGAAGCCCAACUCGACUUUCUCUUCGUAUCCAAGGUUGACAAAAUAGUCCCACCAGCCGAGAGAGGAACCAUUCUAUACGUGGGUGUCGCGAAUGUAGAGUACAAGGAAGAAGAACAAGUGGAUAGAUUCGUUGCUCUCUUCACAAAGUACAUCAUGUUCUUCGAAGUUACCAGGGAAAUGACCUAUGACAUCAAGGAAAAGUUUCCUGUCGCGGGAUUCAUUUGUAGAAAAAAGGACGCCACUGAAAUUGUCUUUGAUCGUCAAAACACCGGAGAGUUCACAUUGACCAUGGUUGCCACCGGCGGAGAAAUGGAGAGGUUCAUGGCGGCACUGGCAAAAGCUGACAAUGUGACAGUUAUUAGUGCUCCAACUACCAACAUCCUCCGCCGCCCUUCCAAAAACACAAUGGACUCCAUGAGCCAGUCACAGGGAGUUGAGAGUCCAUUAACAGCGAAGCCUCCACUGCAUCCGAUGGGAAAUUCUGAAACCAGUAUUUUGAAUAAGAGGAAGAGUUCGAAGAAUUUCGAUGAUGUGAUAAACUUGAGCGGCAUGAAAUUGGAUCAUGAACUUGGUAUGGUGCUCCCCGAAGGAUUCGAGCUACCAACCAGCAGUCGCAAUUCAAAAAACACCUCCGACAAUCUUCAAUUCUCCCAAUUUCCUGCCUACUUUUUGAGUGGGAACGCCGGAAAACGUAGCGAACGUGGCUUCCGCCUACGCAAAGAUGCAGCUCGUGACGAGGAGAUCGAGUUCGAUACACUCAGGAUUUUGGAAGGAUACUGUGUGGAGACCGGUGGUGGACAGUUAGAUUUCCAUGCAAAUGAGAAUUAUCAGCAACCACAUUUAAUUGUAGCGGAGGAUGAGAAAAUAUUGAUGGAGGAGAUGGUUGGCGAUGAAAUGGUUCUUCAGGAGAAGAGUAUUGUGGAUGCAGUCUACUCGCUCAAAGAUCAUGUUAUGGUUCUUCAAGCUGAUCUGAAAAGCUUACAAAAGGCUUUCGAGACGGAACAAAAAGCGCGCCGACGCCUCGAACACAUGCUGCCGAAAAUGUCCGGGAUUAUUUCGCCGGAUGGAAGUGCAAGCACUCCAAGAAAAGAAAUCAACUCUUUUGAUUCCUAG
Messenger RNA from Caenorhabditis remanei, 1932 nucleotides. RefSeq lists its product as uncharacterized. The coding region runs from base 1 to 1932 and encodes 643 amino acids. The transcript is spliced from 15 exons. The record is from RefSeq and is a predicted model, not a curated record. Lineage: Eukaryota; Metazoa; Nematoda; Chromadorea; Rhabditida; Rhabditidae. Gene Ontology annotation, molecular function: guanyl-nucleotide exchange factor activity; protein binding.